This is a messenger RNA of Xenopus laevis (African clawed frog), 1487 nucleotides long. It is a transcript of the gene bcl2l1.L, whose product is annotated as apoptosis regulator R11-like. Bases 501 to 1139 code for a protein of 212 amino acids. NCBI's taxonomy places the organism in Eukaryota, Metazoa, Chordata, Amphibia, Anura, Pipidae. The transcript has 3 exons. The record is from RefSeq and is a predicted model, not a curated record.
UCCCCCCGCCUGUAGGACAGUUUAUCUACCCAUUAUUCUGUAUUCAUAUAGCGCCGCAGCACUCUAUAGACAUUAUACAACGGCCGCUCCCUAGGCCAAUAAUACCGCGGUGGGGACAGGCUGCUUAGCUUGGCCAUGAGUUAUAGGCAGUUAUCGGGGUCACGUGUUUUGGGGUACGCUGCAAGACAUUUUUCGAACGCUCUUGUAACCCGAUGACUAAGCGAUUGCAGUGGUGAUGCAUGACGUUGCUUCCAUGGCAACGAGUGUAGCCAGUGGGAGAGAAGCUCCGAUUGGACCAAAUAAGUGUCAGUCUGGUAGCAGGAGGAACGAGCCUUGGGGUGUGAAGAGACUCCUAGAAAGAGAGAGAGAGGGUGGCACCUGUCUGGGUAAGCUGUUCCUACUGUGCUGGUUUGUGUCAGAUGCCCGAGCAGCAUGUGCCCCUGACUACUUUGUAGCAGCAGAAGAAUCCAUGUGUGAAUCCAUGCCUCUCAGGCCUAACAAUGGAGGGCAGCAGUAGAGAUCUGGUGGAGAAGUUUGUUGGAAAGAAACUUUUCCAGAAAGGAGCAUGCAGGAAGUUCUCAAAUAACUCCCAACCUAAAGCUGUAUCUAAUGGAACUUCAGAGGGCCCUGGGAAAGGGGCUUCACAGGGCAUUGUGGGGGAGGUAGUCCUUCAGGCCCUGUUGGAAGCAUCGGAGGAAUUUGAAUUGAGAUAUCAGCGUGCCUUCAGUGACCUGACCUCACAGCUGCACAUCACCCAGGACACAGCGCAGCAGAGCUUCCAGCAGGUUGUGGGAGAGUUGUUCAGGGAUGGCACAAACUGGGGGAGAAUUAUGGCUUUCUUCUCAUUUGGGCGGGCCCUGUGUGUGGAGAGUGCAAACAAGGAGAUGACUGAUCUGCUACCCAGAAUUGUCCAGUGGAUGGUGAAUUAUCUAGAGCACACACUACAGCCCUGGAUGCAGGAGAACGGAGGCUGGGGAAAUCUGUUAAACUCUGCGAUAUUGGAAGCUUUUGUCAGCCUGUAUGGAAAGGAUGCUGCAGCCCAGAGCAGAGAAAGCCAGGAACGAUUUGGCAGGUGGCUACUGACUGUAAUGACUCUGACUGGUGCUUUCCUAUUGGUUUCCUACAUAAUGCGCCUAUAGAAUCCUCAACCCCAGGAAGUUGUGCAAUACACCUUCUCUAACAUGCUGUUCGCUUGCAUUGGGUCACCUCUCAUGGACAUUUUAGUCCAGUGGCUUGGAUUUUUUUGGCUUUCAGGUGCAACAUUUGUUGAUGUCCCCUUUGUUCACAGCCGUAACAGGUAGAUGAAAACACGGCUGUAUCUGCUCCAAGAAUAUCAGUAUCUUAAUCCUAUCUUAACUGGCCUUCAGCCUGAGCUGCUACAUGAGCAAUGGCCUCCCUGGGGAGACCAUACGAUUUGGGAACCUCUGUGUUAGGUUGUUUGUUAUUGCCUUGCGCUCGGCAAUAGUUAUUAAACAUUAUGUGUAAAA